This is a messenger RNA of Cryptococcus amylolentus CBS 6039, 912 nucleotides long. RefSeq lists its product as hypothetical. The coding region runs from base 1 to 912 and encodes 303 amino acids. Gene Ontology annotation, biological process: post-translational protein targeting to membrane, translocation. The record is from RefSeq and is a predicted model, not a curated record. Gene Ontology annotation, cellular component: endoplasmic reticulum; endoplasmic reticulum membrane. NCBI's taxonomy places the organism in Eukaryota, Fungi, Basidiomycota, Tremellomycetes, Tremellales, Cryptococcaceae. The transcript is spliced from 6 exons.
AUGGUAGCCCCCAGCGACGCCACCAGCGUUAAAGACGCCCAACAACGAGCCGAACCGGAACUCAAGAAUGUGGUAGACUUUCUCCGUGCUAAAGCGGGGCCGAAAGUGAGGAUGGGUAUCUUGAAUGGGAAGCGAGUCGAGUACUUCAAAGGCAAGACCGCCGUCAGAUGUCUUCUCAGCCCUCAAUAUCAAAAGCUCAAGAAGGUGCCCGCCAUCACCACAGAAGACGAAGCCAAAGCCCUUCUUGCCAGGAUCUUGCCCUUCGCCUUCUUCCUCCGUACCGACCGUCCUCCCCCCGAAGCCCUUCCUCCUCCCGGCCAGCCCAAACCCCUCCGCCUCGCCCCCCAACAAUCCUUCGACCCCGCCUCCUACUACACCUGGUUCUACGAUGGCUCCCCCCUCUACACCUACCUCGGCGGCGCCGCCAUGGUCUUCAUCAUGCUCGCCGGUGUCAUGUUCCCGCUCUGGCCCGUCACCUUGAGGAUAGGCGUGUGGUACUUGUCCGUCGGGGUGUUGUGUCUGGUGGGACUGUUUAUAGUGAUGGCGAUUGUGAGAUUGAUCUUUUGGUGUUUGACGGUGAUGGUCUGUCAGAGGGCGAUCUGGAUCUUCCCCAAUUUGUUUGAAGACGUUGGAUUUGUGGACUCUUUCAUCCCCGGCUGGGAAUACGAUAUCCCCAAGACCAAAUCAUCCAAACGCCCCAAGACCUCCAAGUCCUCCAGCCGCGUCAAGACGCUCAAACCUGUCCUCGCGCCCGGCGACAACCCCGGCACAAGCUCUACUUCCGCCCCUGCUUCGCCUGCUUCCCCCGCCAAUGGUCCUGUGGCUGCGGCUGGUGGUGCAGGACCGGCUGCUGAGAAAGAUGGACUGAAAAGUAGACGAGCAUUUGUGGAAGAGGUUGAGGACGACGAAUGA